UUAAAAAUGGAAGCGAGUAAUCAAGAUGAAAUUAUUGGAACUGACGUUAUUCCAAAUGAACAGGACAAUCCAGAAGAAGUAGUACCUGAACCAACAUCCCUUGAUGUUCCACCACCUCCACCAGAACGUGCUCCGUCUGCUCCAAAACGAGUGGAAAUUCUCGAUUGUAACUCAUUAAAUGGUCUAAUGUAUCAUUAUUUUGCCCAAGGCGACUAUAUUGAGUGCAAAUCAAUAAUUGGAGAAAUUCAAAGCAAAUAUCUUGAAAGAAAUGAAGCUGCUUUUCAUGUUCGUGGACUAAUUGCAAGAAAUGAAGGAGAACUUGAAGAAGCGAUGGAAUGCUUUCAUAAAGCUUAUGAGCUUUCUGGCAAAAAUAAAAGAUAUUUUUAUGAAACUGGAAGAUGUAAUUUCCUACUUGGUCGCCAUCAAAUUGCUGUUGAACAAUUAACAAAAGCAAGUGAAGUAAUGAAAGACAAUCCAAAAGUUUGGUAUUGGCUCGCUCGAGCAAUUUAUCAUUUUCCUGCUGAAAAGGUGCAAGGGAAAACGUUCAAUCCUGUAGAAUCUGCAAGGACAAUUCUAAUGAAACCUGAUAUAGCCAAGGAUGCCACGUUAAUUUGCUUUCUGGGUCGACUUUGUGAAGAACUUGGGGACACUUCGGGUGCAAUUGCUGCCUAUAAAUCAUCAUUAAAAUUACAACCAGAUAAUACAGAAGUCAUGAAUCUACUUGGGUUGAUUUAUCUCAGAACUGGACAAGUACAAGAAGGAUUUGUUCAACUUGGAAAUUGUUUGGCUUAUGAUCCAGCCAAUAGUCAGGCUAUUCUAACAAUUGGAUCCAUAAUGCAAAAUCACUCUGAUCAUGACGUUGCUUUGAAUAAAUAUCGUGUUGCGGCAGAUGUGAGUGACUAUAACGGUUGCCUCUGGAACAACAUUGGUAUCGGUCUUCUGGCCAGAAAUAAACCAGCUGCUUCUCAUUCUGCUUUGAAAAAAGCCGCUUUUAUCAAUCCCUUAAACUAUAAGAUCAGUUAUAAUUUGGGAGUUCUUCAUGAUAUCAUGAAUCUACAUUGCUCGGCACUUCAUUAUAUAAAAUUGUGCACAGAGCUCUAUCCACAAAACGCGAAAGCUGUCGGUGCGAUGGCAGUGAUUCUAUCACAUAUGAAUGAUGAUAAGAAUGCACGAUUGGCAUACAAAAAAUCAAUUGAACUAAAGAAAAAUCCAUCAACGAUCUUAAACUACGCGAUCUUCGAAUAUCGUAUGAAAGACGUCACUGCAGCAUCAAAUGCAUUGAAACUAUAUAAAGAUCUUCAAGCAUCUGGGGUCAAGUGUAGCGCGAACAAUAAGGAAACUGCAAAUCUUUUGGAAAGUGUGUUGAAGCAGCCUGAUCAAUCUGCGGAACAAUAACAAACCGUCCCCCACCAUGCAAACCUGGACAUUUUUUUAAUGAAUAACCUUUGCAGAAACAUCUCGAUAAUAGAUAAAAUAAAAUUAAAAACGUAUUGGAUUUAUGUUAUUUACAUUUAAAUUAACAUAAAAAGUGAUUGGCGUACAUUGAUUUAACCUAUCUAUGUAUAAAUAUUUU
Messenger RNA from Caenorhabditis elegans, 1573 nucleotides. It is a transcript of the gene bbs-4, whose product is annotated as BBSome complex member bbs-4. The transcript is spliced from 9 exons. The record is from RefSeq and is marked reviewed. NCBI's taxonomy places the organism in Eukaryota, Metazoa, Nematoda, Chromadorea, Rhabditida, Rhabditidae. Gene Ontology annotation, cellular component: ciliary membrane; cytoskeleton; centrosome. The coding region runs from base 7 to 1395 and encodes 462 amino acids.